AUUUUUAAUUUUUCUACUUGUCAAAUGUCAUGUCAUAAUAAAUUGAAAAUUUUUAAUUCGCUGGAUUUAUUUUUCUAUUAUUCUCUAACAUUAUUUUCAAAUAUUUAAAGACGAACCUAAAUUACAUAAUGGUGAUACGUGUUCAUAAUUAAUUGUGACGUUUUUCAAUUCGGACACGUUUUUAAUAAUGCCUUGUAUAUUUGAUGCCAUACAACCCUUAUCCAAUAGAGAACGUACCACAAGAAGUCGAACACGAUCUUUACGCACACUUAAGAGAGUUGUGGCCAACGACGGCACUCAAAAGGAUGAAUUUGAACACUUUUGCAAUAUCUCGUUAAAUGAUAGAAUAACUGGUAUUAUGCAAAUUGAUAUGUACGAACCUGUUAUUAUUCACACAAAUCUACAGUUUUUAAAAAACUAUCACGUGUGUGAAAGUUCGUCUAGUAUUCGUGUGACAGUUCCCUGUGAGAGUGGCCGUAAGUCUCCUAGUAAACCCCAAAUAAAGUCAUUGAAACGUACAAAAACAAGAAACCCGCUUAAUAAUAAUGAUGUACAUAAUGCCUCCCUCCAGAGUAAACCGAACGCUCAGGUCCUACAUUUAAAUUCGGAGUUAAAUAGUGAAAAUAUUGUUUGUGAAGAAGAUGAUGUGAUAAUUGUUAAUCCAGCAGAUGAAAAUGUUAUUGUUAUCGAGGACUCAUUUGUAGCACCUAAUAAUGAAUAUAUUCCACUGACAUCACAGACAGAUAGUGCCACUUUGAAAUCCACAUCUGAUGUUUCCUUCAUUGAUAUUCAGGAUGAGGAAGAAGAUAAGGAUGUCAUUUUUGUGAAAGAAGAAGUGAAUAACCCGUACAAUAACAGGCAAACGAAGAAACUUCAAGCAAAGAAAAAAAAAUUUGAAAGAAGAAAAGCGAAACAAAAUCGUAAGAAGAAGAGAUUGAAGGAAGCCACCCUAAGGUUUUUCUGUGCAAGCACAAUUUCAGAAUUACUUAAAAAACGAUGUGUGAAGUGCAUCAAGCUCAGCUCUGAGGAAGCUAAAAGGUGUAGUUGUAAAAAGGGUCUAGACGGCCUGACGAAUACUUCAGUUGUGGCACGGUCAAGAUCACAAAGUCCUCGCAAAUCUUCAAGUGCCAACCGAGAAUUCAAUCCAAUUAUUUGUAGCCCACAAAAUAACGCUUCCAUUAUUUCGCCACGUUCAAAAUCGCGAAGUCCUCGCAAAUCAUUGAACAACAAUGUACAAGUUCCUUUUAGUGGCACACAAAAUAUUCCCCCACUUCUGAGCUUUAGGGCAAGUGGAAGCUUGAGAGAAAUUGUAAUAGAUGGUAGCAAUGUGGCUUUUGGACACUCUAAUGGAAAACAUUUCUCAGUAAAAGGUUUGCAAAUAGCUAUAGACUAUUUUGUUAAACGAGGCCAUAAGGUAGUAGCAUUUGUGCCACAGUUUCGCCAGAAGCACAACCAAACAACAAACAGAAAUCUUUUACUUUCUUUAGCGGAUAAGGGAUACGUUGUGUUUACACCGUCCCGAGAAGUGAAUGGAAGAAGAAUUACUCCAUACGACGAUAGAUAUAUUAUUCAAUACGCUGCUGCCUGUGAGGGUGUGGUUGUUUCUAGUGAUAAUUACAGAGAUUUGUUUAUGGAAAGGCUCGACUGGCGGACAACUAUCGAAAGACGAUUACUUAUGCCUACUUGGGUAGGCGAUAUGUUGAUGUUUCCAGAAGAUCCAUUAGGAAGACAUGGUCCAAAUUUAUCGAGAUUUUUAAGAUUUCCCUGAUGACAAAAUUCACACAAACAUUUCAUAGAUAUCAAAGAUAAAUUUAUACAAUGUUUCUUUUUUCGCCACAAAUAUAUCAAUCGGAAUAUA
Molecule: messenger RNA, 1858 nt
Organism: Photinus pyralis (common eastern firefly)
Lineage: Eukaryota; Metazoa; Arthropoda; Insecta; Coleoptera; Lampyridae
Product: NEDD4-binding protein 1-like
Exons: 4
Coding region: 188-1768 (526 amino acids)
Cellular component (GO): nucleus; cytoplasmic ribonucleoprotein granule
Molecular function (GO): mRNA binding; RNA endonuclease activity
Source: RefSeq, a predicted model, not a curated record